This is a messenger RNA of Musca vetustissima, 2839 nucleotides long. It is a transcript of the gene ValRS-m, whose product is annotated as valine--tRNA ligase. Gene Ontology annotation, biological process: valyl-tRNA aminoacylation. The transcript has 6 exons. Gene Ontology annotation, molecular function: ATP binding; aminoacyl-tRNA deacylase activity; valine-tRNA ligase activity. Gene Ontology annotation, cellular component: cytosol. NCBI's taxonomy places the organism in Eukaryota, Metazoa, Arthropoda, Insecta, Diptera, Muscidae. The coding region runs from base 62 to 2839 and encodes 925 amino acids. The record is from RefSeq and is a predicted model, not a curated record.
GGGUUAUCAACCGAAGGAGGUGGAAAAAGAUAAAAUUGAUAGGAAAUACAGUUCCAACGAUAUGAAGGGAAAAUGUAAACCGGGAACAUUUCGUAUGUUGCUGCCACCACCAAAUGUAACGGGAAGUUUACAUUUGGGCCAUGCCUUAAUGGCCACUAUACAGGAUGUCAUUGCUCGUCAGAAACGACAAAUGGGUUAUGAUGUACUGUGGAUACCGGGCACCGAUCAUGCCGGUAUUGCAACACAAGUUGUAGUGGAAAAGAAAUUGUUGAAGGAACGAGGUAUCUCACGUCAUCAAAUGGGUAGAGAGGAGUUUUUACAAGAGGUUUGGAAAUGGAAGCAGGAGAAAGGUGGUGGAAUUGUUGAUGAUUUGAGGAAAUUGGGCUGUACUCUGACAUGGGAUAAAGAAUAUUUUACAAUGGAUGAGCGCCAAGCUUAUGCCGUCAACGAAGCCUUUAUACGCCUCUUCGAGGAGGGCCUCAUACAACGUAAAGAGUCUCUGGUUAAUUGGUCUUGUGCCUUGGAAUCGGCCAUAUCCGACAUAGAAGUAGAAACAUUGGAUCUUAAAGGUCCCACAGAAUUGGCGGUUCCAGGUUACGAUAAAAAUAUUACUUUUGGUCGAAUAUAUGAUAUCAAUUAUAAAAUAAUGAAUGGCUCGAGUGAUGACUACAUCAAAGUAUCUACCACAAGACCCGAAACCCUGCUCGGAGAUGUGGCAGUUGCUGUAAAUCCCCUCGAUGAACGUUAUGCCAAAUAUCGCGAUCAACCAGAGGUACUACUAUGGCAUCCAUUCCGUGAGGAGCCAAUUCCUCUGAUAUUCGAUGUAACAGUUGAACCAGAAUUUGGUACAGGGGCAGUGAAAAUAACACCCGCUCAUGAUCGUGCUGAUUUCGAUGUGGCCCAACGACAUUUAUUACGUCCCAUUCAAGUAUUUUCGGAAAAGGGUUUGAUUAGGGAACAAUUUGCGGCAUUUUCAAAUCAGCCGCGAUUUGAGGCAAGAGAAACCAUUUUACAAAAAUUAGCUGAAAUGCAGCUGCUACAAGAGACCAGAGAUCAUGCAAUGCAAUUGCCCAUUUGUUCCCGAUCAAAGGAUGUCAUUGAAUAUAUGUUACGAGAGCAGUGGUUCCUGCACUGUCAAUCAAUGGCCGAUGAAGCUUUAGCCGAGGUGUUAAGUGGUCGUCUGCAAAUUGUACCGCCAAAUUUUGAAAUUGAAUGGCAGCGAUGGUUGGAGAAUUGCCAUGAUUGGUGUAUAUCACGUCAACUGUGGUGGGGUCAUCAAAUUCCCGCUUAUAAGGCCACCGAUGAGAACAGCGGCAAAACAAUAUGGGUGGCUGCUCACAGUGAAGAAGAGGCCCAGCAAAAAGCCCAAGACGAAUUGGGAUCAUAUGAUAUUGAACUUAGACGUGAUACAGAUGUAUUGGAUACAUGGUUUUCAUCGGGCCUCUUGCCUUUUUCGGCUUCCAAUUGGCCUUCCGAGGAAUAUAAGCAGCAUUAUCCUUUAGAUUUAAUGGAGACGGGACAUGAUAUUCUAUUCUUUUGGGUGGCACGUAUGGUAAUGUUGGGUCUCAAACUAACCGGUCAAUCGCCAUUUAAGAAAAUUCUCCUCAAUGGCAUUGUCUGCGAUGCCCAUGGUCGGAAAAUGUCCAAGAGUUUGGGAAAUGUCGUGACACCACAACAAGUUGUACAGGGUGCUUCAUUGGAUUCCCUUAAAGAAGACCUAAAAUCUGCCCACAAGUCAGGAAUCCUAAGUAAUGCCGAAGUGGAAAAAUCUUUAAAAGGUCUACAACGCAUGUUUCCCCAGGGCAUACAAGAAUGUGGUACAGAUGCCCUACGCUUUACCCUGUGCAGUCAUAAUAUUAAAAGCCAUUUCAUUAAUUUCGAUGUCAACGAAUGCUACACGAAUAAAUUGUUCCUUAAUAAAAUAUGGCAAGCAACCCGAUUUACUUUGGGUUCGGCCGAGAGACUAAAUAUGCCACUACAUGAAAUCGAGACCAUGAAUCAGGUGCCAUUGGGAAAAUGGGAUUUAUGGAUAUUAAGUCGGCUGGCGGAGACACUGAAAAUGUGCAAUGAAAGUUUUGAAAAUUAUAAUUUACACACAGCAACGGGGGCCUUAAAGACCUUCCUCUACAACAAUCUAUGUGAUAUUUAUGUGGAAACCUGCAAGAAAAAUAUAAAUCAACAAAAACCCGAAGGCUAUAUCCACUGUGCAACAUUGGCCACAGUACUCAGUUGGUCUCUUCAGGCCAUGAGUCCUUUUACACCAUUUUUGUCAGAGGAGUUGCUAAAACAUUUACCUCAAAAUAUUGAAAUUGAUUUAAAUAAAUUCCAUAAUGCCGAAUUGGAAAAGGAAAUUGCCGACAUUUUAGAUAUUUGCCAACAAAUCCGGCAACUGAAGAGUCGUAAUACCAUUAGUAAAAAAUAUGAUCCUCAGUUAUAUUUAUAUGGUCACAGUGAGGGGGCUUUAGAAACUCUCAAACCCCAUUUAUAUGAAAUGCAAGCUUUAACCCUGACCACAGGAAUUCAUUUACACCGAUUGGAGGGGAAUGUAAAGGAGCGAGAUAAUUUAAGGGUAUUCUCAACGGCAGGACACCUUUGUAGUUUUGGUAUUAGUACAAAUGAUUUGUAUAAACCACCCAAGGGCGCAGAUAAAUCGGCAUCAAGCCAAAACCUCAACGAACAAAAAUUACAAAAGUUACAGGCCGACUUGAAACGCUAUCAAAUGCGUAUGGAAAAUGAAGGAUUCCGUAAAUCGGCCAGUCAGGAAGUACAACAAAAGCAUGCGGAAAAGAUACAACAAUUGGAAAUAGAAAUUGAGAAAAUCAAGGCCAUGGGUAGCUGA